AACAUGGCGGCGGCAGCGGCCGGGCGGCGUGGCGGGGGGCUGGGGCGGCCCCCGGCUCCUCCACCCGUGCCCGUGGGGGAUCUGCCGCCCGCCGGAGAGUUGGUGCGUCCCUCGGUGACAGAGCUGUCCCAAGUGAGGACCAACAUCCUGUGCACGGUGCCCGGCUGCGGCAAGGUCCUGCCCAACAGCCCGGCCCUCAACAUGCACCUCAGCAAGGCUCACCCGCUACAGGAUGGAAAACUUAAUGCACCAAUAAGGAAGAGUUUGAAAACUUCACAGAAAUUCUACUGCUGUCCUAUUGAAGGCUGCCCUAGAGGACCAAACAGACCGUUUUCCCAAUUUUCUCUUGUAAAACAGCACUUUAUGAAAAUGCAUGCUGAAAAGAAGCACAAAUGUGAUAAAUGUAGUAACUCCUAUGGUACAGAAUGGUAUUUGAAACGGCACAUAGAGGUCUGUGGCAAAACCUUCCAGUGCACUUGUGGAUGUCCUUAUGCCAGCAGAACAGCAUUGCUGUCCCAUAUUUACAGAACUGGCCACGAAAUUCCUGCAGAACACAGGGAUCCUCCUAGUAAGAAAAGGAAAAUGGAAGCCUCUGUACAUAAUCAGCAGUUGGCAGAGAAAGCAAACGAAGCACUCAUCAAUACCCACAAUAAUAAUCCUGGCACUCAGGAACUGGAGUCCUCUGAAGUGAAAGUAGUGGCCUCUCUCAAAGGCUCCUGCAGUUCUACCUUCACGAACCAAAUGCAGCCAAAAUGUACACCCAAGAUGCUUUUGCCAAAGCCCAAGGUGGCUUUGGUUAAAGUUCCAGUGAUGCAGCUUGCUCACUUGCCUGUCUAUGUAUCUGCAACAGACUCUGCUGUCAAACCUGCUGUAGUGGCUGUUGAUAAUCAAGGUUCAGUUGUAAGUACUGUUCACUUAUUGCCUCAAUCUAUAGGAAUCCUGAUCCCAGCACUGGAGGCAGAAACUCUUGUAUUUCAAGACAGUAUGCCUGUUUCAAAAGUGACAAAUUCUGUUGAUAAUGAACCAGUAAGUACUGGUGUACAAGUUGAGCUGGAUAAGAUUACAUCGAAUAACACAGGGCAAGAGCUGGGGAAUGUUUGUCACAAGAAUAAAAUUUCUUCAAUAAAUAUCCAGACUGACUUAUCUUAUAUUUCACAGAACUUUGUGCCAGCUGCAUCCUGGACUCCCAGUUCUUCUGUAUCCUCUUGCUCUCAGACAGAUCUCUCAUUCAGUUCACAAGUUUCAUUACCCAUCAGUGUACAAACACAGACACUGCUGCCUGCUUCCAAACUGACUUCAUCUAUAGCUGCUCAGACUGAUGCUUUUAGUCAGGUUUGUUUUCCAAUGUGUGGCAUUUCUAGAGAGACUCAAACCAGUAGGACACAGGACUUGAUGGAUGGAAGAGUGCAAAUGGACCAGGCUGUAAUGUGCAGUGACAUCUUUGACAACGUUCAUUCCUCAUACAAUGUUUCUACUCACACUGAGCUUCCAGAAAACAAUUUAAUGCCUGCAAAUAUAGAUCAAACCUUGCUGCAAAGGAGUAACUGCAAGAGCCUGAAUCAAGAUACAGAGAAGUCUGAAUCCCUUAUCAGCUUCAAUACACAGACUAAUAUACUUCCACCUCAAAAUACUACAGAUAAUCAAACGCAGACGAUGGAUCUACUAAAUGAUCUGGAAAACAUCUUUUCAGGAAACAUGUCUGGCCAGACACUGGACAAUCGUGGUCUUCUGUCUGAGACAAGUUCUAAUGCUGACACUCAUCUGCCAUCUGGUCCAUCACAGAGCACAGGAAUAGACUUUGACAUUGAAGAGUUCUUUUCAGCAUCCAAUAUCCAAACUCAGACUGAGGAGAGUGAGCUCGGUACCCUGAACUCUGAGCCAGUUUUGGAGUCUCUGGACAUUGAAACUCAGACUGAUUUCUUGUUUUCAGAUAAUGCCACUCAGUCAUACAACUGCCGAGGAAACUCUAACUUCCUAGGUUUGGAGAUGUUUGAUACACAGACACAGACAGACCUGAAUUUCUUUUUGGACAGUAAUAGCCAUCUGCCUUUAGGAAGUAUUCUGAAGCAGUCGAGUUUCUCCAUGAGUACUGACUCAUCUGACACAGAAACCCAGACAGAAGUGUACCUGGCUACUAAAAAUAUACCUGCUCAAAAUAUUGAAAGCAAAGUCCAGCUCAGUAGCACUGAAACACAGACUAUGGAUAGCUGCUUUGAGAAUCUAGGGAGUUUAUUCCUCACCAGCAAUGAGACACAGACAGCAAUGGAUGACUUUCUUCUGGCUGACUUAGCCUGGAAUACAAUGGAGUCCCAGUUCAGCUCAGUAGAAACUCAGACCUGUGAAGAGCUGUGCUCCUUGUUUCAGGGCUCUGACAAGCCCAGCCACUGAAUACCACACAAAAUAACUGUUUCCUGUGGUUUGAAAUUAAGUUAUUGGGGUGGGAAGGAUGGCUUGACCAAGUUUUAUCUACUUUGCAUUAUUGAAUGUAGUUAUUGUCAGCAGAUGGCCUAAGAGACUUCUCAUGCUGCAGGUACUCUAUUGAAUAUGAUCCUUUACAUAAGCUAUGUGUGUAUGAAUGGGGGUAAGGAGGGGCUGUUACAUGUUAGUGUACAUUUGAACCUUAAAAAAAAUAAUUAUGUGGUGCCUAUGUUUUUUCUUCAAACUUAUUUAUAAUGCUGAUACUGCUUUCAUUUAAAUGGAAGAUCUCCUAAAGUUGUUCUUUAUAUCUCUGUCUAAUCCUGGCUUAUAUAUAGGGUUCCAAUGUGCUGGACCAAAAACCCAACCUGUCCGAUUCAGAUGCUUCCCUGAACUUGAGGGAGGAUUCUGUUAGUGUAAGCUACUUCUGUUUACUUUUUUUAGUAGCUUGUAUUUUAAAUCCAGCAUGAAUGCAGUAAGACAUGUUGUCUUCUUUUACUUUAUGCCAUCACAGCUUUUUCUCCUGCAUAAGUUGGUAUUUUCCAAAUACCUGUCUGAGACACUAGACGCAUACUGUUGAAUUGUUGAAUAUAUUUAUUAUUAAAAAUAUGUAGAAAGCAGAACUUUCAUAACUUUUUUCCCUGAGUGGCACUGAUGCCCUUUGAUGGGUAGGAUGAGAAUUUGGAAUACAUAGUUGCAGGGGAAAUUACUAUGUUGUCUUUAAGUUAGUGUAAUAAAUAGGACUAACAUUAAUAGAAUCUUGAGGAAGCAUUAAACUUUUUCUGUCUGUAAGAUGCAAAUGUUACAAUGUGUAUGCCUCCAAGACUGGAAUAAUUUGUGUUUGCUGAAGUUCUCUUAGCUUUACUAAGAUACAAGUUGAGAAAUGUUACAGUGGUUUAUAGCUCUGUUACCUCUACAGAAAUAUUCAGAAAUGGGAAGUUAAAUUCUCUACUUACUCACCUAGGCUCCUGUUUUUGGACUUCCUGCUUCCAAAAACAAUUGGGGCCUGUACAACAGAGGUGGGAGAUCAGCUCACAGAAGCCCUUUCAGAAUAGUUGUAUCUUGCUUUUGCACAUUGAUCUGCAGUUCCUUUGACUUUUCAAGUUUUUCUGAGUGUAGUCAAAUUGAAACUGUUUUUUCAGAGAAGAAACGUGUGACCUCUUGGAAUUUUUUUUUUAAUGUUCAUCUUUCCCCUCAUACCAUUGCUAGUAGUAUAUUUCAUUUGAUUUAAAAAAAAAAGAAAGCCAGUUGUGAAUGUACUUUAGAAUUUGGCCUUAACUAAUUUUAUGUUUUACUAUAUUACCUGCAAAAUGUAGGCCUCUGGUUUUGUCCCAGAAAGGCUUUGGUUUCUGUUACCUUAAAUGAAAAGAGAAACCUCUUCUUGUCAAGUUCCUGGGCCUGUAACAGACUUCACUCUCCCAUUAUCAGAGGAGAAUUAUGAGCUGUGUAUUUACUAGGCAGCCCAUCAGUAAUGUAUGUCCAAGCCUUAGUUUUUGAAGACUUGCUGUGCUAUGUGCUUCAUAUUCUCAGCUCAAGGAUGUGGAAGUUACUCAUCCUCUGCAGCUAACUUGUUUUGCUGAGAAUGACAAAUACCUGUUUUGGUUUUUUAAAUCUCUUUAUCACUAGUUAAAUUGCCAUAGUUAACACACUAGUAUGGUAAGCAUCUCUACUUGUACUGGAAAUAAUCUCUUUACAUUAACCCUGGAACUUAUUUUCCUCCUGAAACCACAGCUCUGUUGCCUGUUGUAAUUUUUCAGCAUUUGUAGGUGGCAGGUCAGACACUUCCAGUCUUUGGGUGAAGAAACUGCAGGAAGGAAUUUUGCAAUCUCUCCCAGGAGCACAGUUAAUUCUGCUUUGGGGAAUGACCCCCAGGUUCCACAGUGCCUGGAGUUCUGAUCUUAAAGGUGGGAUAUAGUAAAAAAAGAAGGAAGGGAUCAUUUGUAAUUCUCUUUCUUCUGAAGGUGUGACUGAUUGACAUUUACCUGCCUGGGUUGAAAUUGGGAAAUAAGUUGAUUUUUUUUUUUUUCAAUAGCAGUAUUUUUCUAGUAAUGUUGCAUCAUCAUAUUUUAAAGUUUUUUUCCUUUUCCAUUCUUGCCCCUGGCUGGAAUGCCAGAGAAUGUUUUAUCAUACAGGGGCUUCCAUGUUUCCCAUGUGCAAGCUGUCUGUACUGAUUCAUGAAAGAGAAGCAGGUACUACAGAGUUAGCUGGGGAAAACUGCAUUUUCCACAGCUGGAGAAGGCAGAACUGAAAAACUGUUCAUUACCUCUGAAUUUAGAAGUUUGAUCUGAUUUUCAAGGCACUGUCUCUAUUGUAAGUAUUGGUCAGCAGUGACUUAUUACUUUGCUUAUUCUCUUUUGAAUCCUCUCCUGCCAUUUGAACUGCUACACAAAAAGUAACAUCAGAUUCUCUGUUGCCUCUUAGAGCAGAUUUUUAUCUGGAAGUACUACUAAUAUUACCAGGACUUACUCUGCAUUUGCUGCUUAAUUUUGUUAUGCUGUGGUUGCUGGAUCUUGAUCUGGAUGUCUGUGUAAUGCUACUCUAAAACUCAAUUAGAAGUUUUGCAGUUUCACUUGAACUUUUCCUUAAUAUUUAAAAAAAUCACACAAAUGAAACAGCAAAUUUAGGAUAUGCCUUCCAUGAGAACAUAGACACAAAACAGCUGAAAAAUGGGAGGUUGUGCCAUUGCCUUCCACGUGCUACAAAUAUGUAUGACAGUAGAUGAAUGUUUCUUCUACUUUUGGCUUUAUUUGCAUCCAUUUCCACUAACACAGUUGUAAAUAUUUCUUUGUGCUUUGGGUAGGGAGGGAAUCCUCCCCCAACUCUUCGUGUCAGCCUAGAGACAUAGGUUAAAGUCAGAGUUUACUAACGCUGCAUAUUCUUAGCUAUGCAAAGCUGCUUGUGUCUAGACAAUUUUCACUUCCAAAGGAUAUGAAAUCUUAAAAUACAUGUGCUUGCAGUUAUCAAGAGCUGUAAAACAAGCCUUGUGAGACCUCAUCUAGUUUUGAACAAUCAAUGUCUGUAACUUCAUGUAUGUAACUAACACUCCUUACAAUUUUUAUUCCAAGGAGCACACACAGUCAUUUUUUCUGUUGAAAACAAAGAUCUGAAUUCCCCUGUUAGUCCUGUGUACUUUGAUUGUUUUAGGGGCAACAGAACAAAGAGAGAUGCCUGCCUUCCACUGCUUUGUAUCUUGAUCCUGCCCAAACCUGCUCAUGUGAUUAGUUAGAUCUGAACUGAUUUUUCAUGAGGCUGGGUAGAGAUGUAAGUGUUGGCAGGAUUGGCAUCUUUUUACUAGCCUUCCAAAUAUAGGGUGAAUCAGCAGGACUUUUUCAUGAUCAACAUAGGGUGCUCAACCCACAAAAGAGUGUGUCACUCAAGUGACAACUCAGAGGUGAACCAAAUGUACUUUGCCUUUAUCAUUAAGGCUGUACAGCUUCCUUUGCUUUAACAUAUUUCUGAUGUCUUGGGUCCUUUUUAAAAAACAUCUUAAUGUACAAUUUACUGUUCCAAAUACAUUCACACCAAAAUGAUCCUAGCAAUCUGGGCCUUGCAGGCUUUUCCAUUUAUGUUUGUUUUGAGGUGCUGCUAUGCUUGUGUACAAACUUCCAUUAGUAACUUUAUUUGAACACUCUGAGAGUAGGGUUGUUUAAUGGUAGCAAACUUCAAUGUGUGGUGCAAACGUGAGUCUUCUGGGUUUUUUGUUGUUGUUUUUUAACAGUUGAUGUGAAUUUAAAUGUGUGCUAGGAGGAUUUCCUGCUUACAGCAUGACUGAAUUUUUGUGUUUAAAUGCCAUUGCUAUGCAAUGAACAGAACCAAGGAACUACAUCUUUCAACUCUGCAUUGCCUUGCAGUCAGGUUGAGAAUGUUUGUAUUCAUGUGUGUGACUCUUCCACUUCACCAAAAAUGUAAUCAGCCUGAAACAGCAGAAACUCCUGAAGGAACUGAGGAGUUAUAUAACAGAAGGUCCUCCUUGAUUCUUUUUUCAUAUCCUGGCUUUACAGCAGUUUCUUCCACAUAACUAGCAGUGAAACAUAACAGAUGACUUGUGAUGAUGGAAACUGUACCUUUCACAACAACUGAUGCUUUACAUGCAUGCUUCAAGCACUUGCAUGCAGAGCAAGACUGACAGUACUUCUACCUACAGAUAUUUGCAAGUACAUCUGUGAUAAAGCUAGAUAUGAAAGAUAGACAUAUUGUUUUCAGCUUAGGGAAUUCAGCCCCUGAUUACAAUUUAAUUUAAACUUGUCAUUAUUUGGAAUGGAUGAGUAAUAAAUCUCAUGGGUGAGUCUUUCCCAAAGCAUGUGUGAGUUACUCUCAAUAAAGCUGACUAAUGUCCUUAAAAUACUUUUCUUCUCACUGGUGAGAUUUUGACUUAGUAGACAAAUUCAAAGUACAUCCAUGUUUAAUUUUUGCUGUUUGAGCCAGUAAACUUGCAAUGAGUUUCAAAAGCGAGCACUCAUUUCUUAGACCUAUUUUACAAGUGACAAUCCCAAAGAAGGAAUGUUGUCCUAGUAAUUGUGAAACUUUUAAGUAUGUUAAUGCAUGCAGAGAAAAAACCUUGUGCCAAAAUACUGUUCCAUAUUUCCCUCUUUUGGAAACUGAAGUGUUAUACAAAGCUACUAGUAAGUUAUUCACAAGUAUUGAAAUGUUUUGUUCACAAAUGAAGCACUUAGUCCUGUAAAUUAUACAUAUUUUGGAAUAAAGUUAAUUAAAU
Messenger RNA from Calypte anna (Anna's hummingbird), 7129 nucleotides. It is a transcript of the gene ATMIN, whose product is annotated as ATM interactor. The transcript has 5 exons. Gene Ontology annotation, biological process: regulation of transcription by RNA polymerase II. Gene Ontology annotation, cellular component: nucleus. The record is from RefSeq and is a predicted model, not a curated record. NCBI's taxonomy places the organism in Eukaryota, Metazoa, Chordata, Aves, Apodiformes, Trochilidae. The coding region runs from base 4 to 2388 and encodes 794 amino acids. Gene Ontology annotation, molecular function: transcription cis-regulatory region binding; DNA-binding transcription factor activity, RNA polymerase II-specific.